AUGUCGCGAUCAAUAUCCAGCUUGAUGGGCUCCCUCCCUCGAGUAUCCCAAUUUAUACGGCCGGCUUCCUUCACAGCCAGGCCUAUUGUGUCGCAAUGGCAGUGCCGAAACAGCUCCCACUCGCCCAUGGGCUCCGCGAGUCUGAAUACCCGCAAGAAAAUCACACUCGGCUCCAUACGGACACUGUACAAGAGAGGGGAGCCCAUCACCAUGCUCACGGCCCAUGAUUUUCCGAGCGGCCACGUCGCCGACGCAGCAGGAAUGGAAAUAGUCCUGGUCGGCGAUAGCUUAGCCAUGGUUGCCAUGGGCAUGGAAAAUACCAACGAGGUCCUGAUGGAGGAAAUGCUGCUGCAUUGCCGUUCCGUAGCCCGGGCAGCAAAGACCGCCCUGAUUAUUGGCGAUAUGCCUAUGGGAUCAUACGAGAUAAGUCCAGAACAGGCUUUAGAGUCCGCGAUCCGGUUCACCAAAGAAGGCCGCGUCCACGGCAUCAAGCUCGAAGGAGGCGCUGAAAUGGCACCCACAAUAAAAAAGAUCACCACCGCCGGUAUUCCCGUUCUGGGCCAUAUUGGCCUCACACCACAACGGCAGAACGCCCUGGGAGGAUUUCGGGUACAGGGGAAGACCUGUGCCGGUGCCAUGCGGGUCCUUGAGGAUGCAUUGGCGAUCCAAGAAGCUGGAUGUUUCGCAACUGUUGUCGAAGCAGUGCCGGCAGAAGUUGCGGCCCUCAUUACCAAGAGACUUUCCAUUCCGACGAUCGGUAUUGGUGCUGGGAAUGGUUGCUCCGGUCAGGUGCUGGUCCAAGUAGACAUGACUGGCAACUUCCCACCGGGACGGUUCCUCCCCAAGUUUGUAAAGAAAUAUGGUGAUGUCUGGGGCGAGAGCUUGAAGGCGAUACAUGCUUAUCGGGAUGAGACCAAGAGCCGUGCCUAUCCUGCCUCGGAACAUACCUAUCCGAUUCCUCAGGCGGAGCUCGUGGAAUUUGAGCGCAUCUUAAACGCGAAGGAUGUUUAA
Venustampulla echinocandica is the source of this 1011-nucleotide messenger RNA. Its product is annotated as 3-methyl-2-oxobutanoate hydroxymethyltransferase. The transcript is spliced from 2 exons. Gene Ontology annotation, biological process: pantothenate biosynthetic process. Bases 1 to 1011 code for a protein of 336 amino acids. The record is from RefSeq and is a predicted model, not a curated record. Gene Ontology annotation, molecular function: magnesium ion binding; 3-methyl-2-oxobutanoate hydroxymethyltransferase activity. Gene Ontology annotation, cellular component: mitochondrion. Lineage: Eukaryota; Fungi; Ascomycota; Leotiomycetes; Helotiales; Pleuroascaceae.